Messenger RNA from Benincasa hispida (wax gourd), 621 nucleotides. RefSeq names its product heavy metal-associated isoprenylated plant protein 43-like. Gene Ontology annotation, molecular function: metal ion binding. NCBI's taxonomy places the organism in Eukaryota, Viridiplantae, Streptophyta, Magnoliopsida, Cucurbitales, Cucurbitaceae. The record is from RefSeq and is a predicted model, not a curated record.
AGAUUCAAAGGCUUUAUAAAAACGUUAUCCCAUCCAUGUAAAUAGCUUCCAUGUCUAUAUAAUUUCACGAACAUCCCAAGGCAGCUCCAUUAUUGUUUCCUAAUUUCCCAUGGCGCAAACCAAAACCGUUCUGAAACUUGAUAUUGCAUGCCAGAAAUGCAAGACCAAAGUCCUUAAAGCUGUUACUUCCAUAGAAGGCGUGGACAAGGUUGAGACAGACGAAGCCAAGGGGACUUUAUCCGUGACCGGCACGGCGGAUCCGGUCGACAUAGUUAAACGUACGAGGAAGGCGAUUUCUUGCGCCGGCAAGAUUGUUGAUGUCGUGAGCAUUGGACCGCCACCCAAACCGGAGGAAAAGAAACCGGACGAUAAAAAACCAGAUGAUAAGAAGCCCGCCCCGCCCCCUUGUCCUUGCCCAUGCCCGCCCUACCCGCCUUAUUCUGGAUCAUACGUCGUCGUACCUUGUGAAACUAAUCCUUCUUGCUCUAUUCUUUAGUCUAUAAUACAAAUUAGUUGAGAAUUGUUUAAACAAUUAAUGUGUGAUUGAUACGUUUGUAAAAUAAUUUUAAUUUUGGGAUGAUUUUUCUUGUUUAAUAGUAGGAAGACCAUUUCAUUUUGUGA